Messenger RNA from Cantharellus anzutake, 422 nucleotides. RefSeq lists its product as uncharacterized. The transcript has 3 exons. Lineage: Eukaryota; Fungi; Basidiomycota; Agaricomycetes; Cantharellales; Hydnaceae. The coding region runs from base 18 to 350 and encodes 110 amino acids. The record is from RefSeq and is a predicted model, not a curated record.
GUCCGAUUUGGGUAUGCAUGUCCGUUGUGUCAAGUAAUGCCCAAAUAUUGCUCGUCGUCGCGUAUGGGUUGACGUCACACGCAAAUGCAUUAUCGGCGCUUAGAUCAUAUUCCAGAUCAUUGAUCUGGCGGGUUCCCACGCUCAAUUUUUUGUUUUUGGUGUUGUGCAACUGUCUUAACACGUUUGGGGCCCACUCGUGUCCGUUUGUGCGUUUCGGCGGGUGGAAUGUACAAAUCAAGCUUGAUCCAAGCGCUGGAGAUGGUGUGACGCAGCUGGUUCAUCCCUCCGUUACUUGUACUUAUCAAACGGUUGAAGUUUGUCAGCCCCUCACGUCACCGGGAGCGCUGUAACCUGCCGUUUUUGUUGUAGUGACGCCCCUUGUACGACAGGCCCACGUUUAUGAACGUCUUCACUGUGCUAUC